This is a messenger RNA of Loxodonta africana (African savanna elephant), 978 nucleotides long. Its product is annotated as olfactory receptor 52J3-like. The transcript has a single exon. Gene Ontology annotation, biological process: G protein-coupled receptor signaling pathway. Gene Ontology annotation, cellular component: plasma membrane. Gene Ontology annotation, molecular function: G protein-coupled receptor activity; olfactory receptor activity. NCBI's taxonomy places the organism in Eukaryota, Metazoa, Chordata, Mammalia, Proboscidea, Elephantidae. Bases 43 to 978 code for a protein of 311 amino acids. The record is from RefSeq and is a predicted model, not a curated record.
UUCCUAAGAGUGGCAAUUUCUCCUACUCUACCAUUUGGAAGGAUGUUUUCUUACAACAGUAGCAUUUUCCACCCAACCACAUUUUUCCUCAUUGGAAUCCCAGGCCUGGAAGAGGUCCAUGUCUGGAUCUCCCUGCCAUUUUGCACUGUUUACCUUAUGGCUUUGUUGGGCAAUGCCACCAUUCUCCUGGUAAUAAAGACAGAGCAGACGGUCUGGGAGCCCAUGUUCUAUUUUCUGGCCAUUCUUUCAACAAUUGAUUUAGCACUUUCUACAACCUCUGUGCCCCGCAUGCUGGGCAUCUUCUGGUUUGAUGCUCAUGAGAUUAACUUUGGAGACUGUGUGGCCCAGAUGUUUCUGAUCCAUGCCUUCACUGGCAUGGAAGCUGAGGUCCUGAUGGCCAUGGCCUUUGACCGUUAUGUAGCCAUCUGUGCUCCACUCCACUACAGGACCAUCUUGACAGUCCGUGUUCUGGUGGGUGUCACUGUAUGGAUUGUAUUUCGUCCAAUUUUAUUUACACUUCCCAUUGUCUAUCUCAUCUACCGCCUACCCUUUUGUCAGGCUCGUAUAAUAACCCAUUCCUACUGUGAGCACAUGGGCAUUGCAAAAUUGUCUUGUGGAAACAUCCAAGUCAACGGUAUCUAUGGGCUCUUUGUGGUCUCCCUCUUUCUUCUGAACCUAGUCCUUAUUGGCAUCUCCUAUAUUUACAUUCUCCGUGCCGUCUUCUGCCUCCCAUCCCAGGAUGCACGGAUAAAAGCCCUAAGUACUUGUGGCUCCCAUGUUGGGGUUCUCUGUGUUUUCUAUAUCCCUUCAGUCUUCUCUUUUCUUACUCACCGAUUUGGACAAAACAUACCGCGCUAUGUUCAUAUUCUUAUUGCCAACCUCUAUGUGGUUAUCCCACCCUCACUUAACCCCAUCAUUUAUGGUGUGAGGACCAAAGAGAUAAGAGAGAGAGUGCUCCGUGUCUUUAUUACAAAAUAA